Fopius arisanus is the source of this 1301-nucleotide messenger RNA. RefSeq lists its product as uncharacterized. The record is from RefSeq and is a predicted model, not a curated record. The transcript is spliced from 3 exons. Gene Ontology annotation, cellular component: plasma membrane. NCBI's taxonomy places the organism in Eukaryota, Metazoa, Arthropoda, Insecta, Hymenoptera, Braconidae. The coding region runs from base 2 to 1225 and encodes 407 amino acids. Gene Ontology annotation, biological process: sensory perception of smell; detection of chemical stimulus involved in sensory perception of smell. Gene Ontology annotation, molecular function: odorant binding; olfactory receptor activity.
CAUGCGUCAGCGGUCAGUCACUCCUGCGAGAACAAUGAGAGAACAGUCGGAAGUAUCAGACUCAGAUGUUCGUUAUGCCUAUAGCCUGUACGAAAUCAUCUACCGAGUCAUGGGACUCUGGCCUUUCACUUGCCAAAAUAUCGGGUCUUGGGGUCUAACGAUAUUUGCGUGCACAACGCAGAUAACGAUGAUACUAUUCAUGACUGGGGAGACAAUAAUUUCUGCUUCACAAGUCGAUCCGCAACUGAUGUCUUUCUUAUCAUGUAAUUUUCUAUCGCUCACGAAAAUUAUUGUUGUCCGAGCUAAUUGGAGUAAGAUGCAAUUGGUGAUUAAAGACUUGAUCAGUGCCACAAAUUUUCUCCACGAUUCAAAGGCUCUGGCGAUCGUGAGGGCUCGAGCCAAAUUGGGGAGGACAAUCUGUAUUUAUCAACUCGGAGGCACGUAUUUUGUUUGUUUACCAACAAUCAUAGCCACAUUACCGAUUUUCGCAACGAUCGUCAAUGAGACGGUCAAUGACACCUCGUCAGGGUUACGAUCGUUUCCUCUUCAGACCAGUCGUUUGUUCGGUGGUCUGUCAACAUCUCUCUACGUCAUCAUGUUCGGUUAUCAGAUCAUUCAGCUGUUCUUCACGUGCACUGGAAACGUGGGGAAUGACGUCUGCUUCUUCGGAAUUGCAUUGAAUUUGACAGCACAAUUCGAGUGUCUGGCGCUCAAUUGUGAGAGCAUCUCUGAACCGGACACCGAUGUCUCCCGCGAAAAUAUAUUCUCUGGGACGAUCAAGAGACAAGUCGAGCUGAUUGAACUCGCCAAGCAUUUGGAGAGAACUUUCAACUUGAUUAUUCUUUGCAUUGUAUCAGCGAAUUGCUCUCAAAUUUGUUUCUACGGAAUCUUAAUCAUCAGGAGUGCGAGGGCUGGUGACUUGGUUGUGUGCAUCAACACCAUAAUCUGCGUUAUAAUUCUGACUCUUCAAAUGUUCAUGUACAGUUACGCCGGUGAUAGUUUAUCACGUGCAAUUGAAAAUGUUGGUACAACAGCGUACAAGUGUCUCUGGUACGAAAUGUCACCAGCGAAUAAGCAGAAUGUCCUUUUCAUUCUGGUACGCACAUCAAAAAUAUUUAGUUUGACAGCUGGAAAAAUUUAUCGUAUGGAUUUGGACAGCUUCAAGAACAUCAUCAAAGCCAUUGGCUCGUACUUCUCCGUCAUGCAGGCUAUGUUCAACGAAUAAAAUACUUCACAUUCUCAAAGAUUCAUAUAGUCAUGUGUAGAUAAUCAUCAUUCUAAUACCAUCGACUGUCUAGGAU